Molecule: messenger RNA, 1713 nt
Organism: Trichoderma breve
Lineage: Eukaryota; Fungi; Ascomycota; Sordariomycetes; Hypocreales; Hypocreaceae
Product: ranGTP-binding protein domain-containing protein
Exons: 5
Coding region: 1-1713 (570 amino acids)
Cellular component (GO): nucleus; cytoplasm
Molecular function (GO): GTPase regulator activity
Source: RefSeq, a predicted model, not a curated record
AUGGACGAAUUCCUGGCAGCAGUUGGCGUACAGGCCAUGAGAUACGCUAUACGAUCUGGCAUUGCCUUGACUUCCUCUUACGCCAUCAACCAGUGCUCUCGUCUGCUCAAAGCAGUUGACGAUAAGAAUCUCCACUCCGAGUUGAGGAUACUUCAGAAACACCUCGAUAGUAAAAUCAAAGUUAUCUCUCCUGCCAUUAACCUGGUAGAGCUCAAAUCUGGGCGAGGAAACGUCUUUCUCGAAUCUGCGCUCCCUCUUGCAAAAUCUCUCCAUAAGCAGAUUGUCUCGCUGGGCCGUCGUGCAGAAGCCGCCGCCGCUGCUCAAGAGCACAGCCAACGCCCAGGAGUUAAUUCACCAAAUAAAGAAACCAGCAAAGAUGCGCUGAGAAAAGUAAUUGGAGAUUUGAAGAAUCUUCUGAGCGAGAUUGACCGAGACAUCCCUCUACUGCAACUUGCCAUAUCGGCGUCUGGUGAAAGCCUGUCUACUUCUCUCCCUUCUGGAAUAUCUCCCUCUCGGCUGCUACAAAUUGGACCUUCAUUCACGCUGUCUGUUUACAUGCUAUUCUUAGGGCAUGCUGCGGUUUCGUCUGCGCCUAAAGAUGAGCAUGAUAGAAAACCAUUGUGGCAAGAAGCAAUACACAAGGCGCGAGUGCUUUUAUGCAGAUCAGCAUGCGACCCGAUCAUCGAGCAGAAUGAUUGUGAUGGGCAAAAAUACAAUGCUUCCGGUUCUUGUGGAAGCUUAAAUUAUGCAUAUUAUCUUGAAAUCAUUGAAGAUUUAGAUGACAAUCGUGCUCAUGAAGAGUUGGGCCCAUCACAACCACACAGUGGCGUUCCAAAAGCUGGCAUACGUGAGCUGAUUCCUAUCUAUCAAUUCGCCAAGAUAUUCUACACCGACACUGGCAGAUUACUCAACAUUGGAGACGGAACAGAUGGAGAAAAUAAUCCAGUUCUGUUGCUGAAACGAGAUAUCAAUGCGACUCGGCUGCAGAGACCAGAAUAUGCUAUGCAUAGCGCGGCAUACGACACCAGUGAUGAUGACAGCAAGCAAGAAAUGGACGAAUAUGACCAAGCUGAUGUAGACCAACAACUUUUCGGAGAGUCACAGGCAAAGUUAUCUACUUCUAGAAGCUCUAAAAAUGCUAAGGACAUUUGCGCUACUGCUCUUCCCAAACAUCUGGAUCCCGAGUGGAUAGCCUUUGAAGUUUUUGAAGAAGAUGACGAGCAGAGCGAUACAAGUUCAAACCUGGAGGUUGACGCAGGUCUAUCAGAUGAAGUUGAUGGAUACAGCCAUUCACCAACGAAAACGCCGCCGCCGCGGCUUCGCACUGCCAUGGACUCGAACCUGGUUUCCCAGAUCAAGAAUCUCUCCAUUCACCGUACGUCACGCGAUGGUCUCAUUCUCAGCAAAUCGGACAGUAGAGUUGGACAGCCAUCGCGAGAUUUGACAGUAGAUUCAGCAAGUGAGGCGCAAGACUUUGUGUCGCGGUCACCGUUCGGGGCCAUCACUACAUCGCUCUCUUUGAUUGAAAUGCUUAUUCGGCUAGCUGGCCUUCAAGAAUUCCAACAAGCUUCCCAUUUGUCUAUCCCAGAUCACAUCUUGACGUUUUUCCUGGAAGAAACAUCAACGACAGGAUUGACUGGAGAGGCUAUGUGGAGAGCCAGGAGUGAAACGAAGCAACGAGUAGGCUUUGAUCCAUAUACUGACACUAUGUAA